Molecule: messenger RNA, 1398 nt
Organism: Hyalella azteca
Lineage: Eukaryota; Metazoa; Arthropoda; Malacostraca; Amphipoda; Hyalellidae
Exons: 6
Coding region: 172-828 (218 amino acids)
Source: RefSeq, a predicted model, not a curated record
AACGUCACUGUACUGAGUGUACUCCCUAUACCCACCGCAGCGGAGCUGUCCUAUGUGACUAGGAGUUCACUCCAGCAAAUAAUAGGUGGUAAGCUGAACAGCGUGUGCAGUCUGGCCGACUUGGACACCUCGCUGAGUUGGUCGCGGCUAUGGCAAGUGGAGGCGCGCGGCAUGAAAACCUCACGCCGCGUCACCUGGAAGCCUACUGACGCCUCCUGCCUGCAACAACCCCCGCUGCCGCGGCCUAAUGCUGGCUGGGGACGGCUGUAUCGUGGCCACCACAUCAACGUCUGCAACAACGCGACGCAACAUCUCCUGCAGGAGCGAUGCGUCGACAACAUCCGCUGUGCUACGCUCUUGAAGGUGUUACUCGGGAUGCUGAACAGCGGCGAGGGCGGCCGCGUCUUCUUUGGCGUCUCGGAAGGCGGCGUCGUUGAGGGCAUCAGCAUGACGCAGCAGCAGCGCGACUGCCUCAUGCUUGGAGUAUCGCAGUGCGUGGGCGAGAUAAGACCGCUGGUGCUGCCGUGUGACGAGCUGGUGCAGUUCAUCCCAGUGCUGCUCACUCAGCAUGGCAGUGCUGAGGAGCCUCAACCUGCCGCCGCCAACCUACAGCCAACCGAUCGCUACGUUGUCAUCAUUACGGUGAGACCGCGCGCAGGAGUGGUGUACCGCAGCCGCGACAGCGACGACGUUAUCCUGCGGCAGGGCGCGAGCAACGUCACUCUGCAGGGCCUUCCUCUCGCCGCGCUCCUGCAGCGCGAACAAGAACUCAACCUCCAGCAGCUGCAGAACAUAACUGACGAGAAACUUAGCUUGAUCUUGCUUUAAUUUUGAUGUGGUCUUGAAUGGUAACUGAUGAAAGGUUUUUCUGCGAAAUGUUUCAAAGCAGGACGAUCUCAAAAUUAUACAUACGAAUUCAUUCCUAAAAUGCUGCUGAAUGAGCAUUCAUCAAACAUGGGUUGCGACUUUCAUUCAAUCGAUGUUAAUAUGCUCCAAUUAUGGCACUAUUUGCAAUUGAACUAUUCACUAUCCAACCAAGUAUUGUUUGUAACAUAAUUAUAAGUGAUAAGUCGUAUAUAUCAUAUGAGCUAGAACUCGUCAAUUCUAUUGCAGUCGAAUAUACAGGUCAAGAAAAAUGCGGACUAUAGCGAACGCUUGGUUGUAAAUGAUGCUUCAAGAUAUCAACUUCGAUCAUUAUAUUUAUCACAGGUGCGCUUAUUUGUGCCUUGUUUGAAAACAUGUAAAUUAACUAAAUCACUUCAAAUGGAAUAAAUCAAAAACACCGUCAUAUGCACUCUUACCCUGACCAGCUGAUGAUCUCAAACAACGACUUAUAAAACGUUGUGAAAUAACAAUACUUGUAAUAGUUACAUCGAAAUUAACAAAAUAAAAAUAUCA